Entamoeba dispar SAW760 is the source of this 1317-nucleotide messenger RNA. Its product is annotated as serine-threonine protein kinase, putative. The record is from RefSeq and is a predicted model, not a curated record. Gene Ontology annotation, biological process: protein phosphorylation. The transcript is spliced from 3 exons. Lineage: Eukaryota; Evosea; Mastigamoebida; Endamoebidae. Gene Ontology annotation, molecular function: protein kinase activity; ATP binding. Bases 1 to 1317 code for a protein of 438 amino acids.
AUGAGUUUUGCUAUAGAAAAGAAUUCAUUUAAUGAAUGGAAUAACCAUUUUUCAACAGAGGUCGAAAUAAAUAAACCAGAUAUUAGAAAAUUAAUUUUUGAAAAUAAUAAACAUUGUGAUAUUAAUUUAUAUAAUAUCAUUGACAUUAAAAACCUUAAUAGAUAUGAUAAAACACAACAAGAAGAUAUUAAAAAAAUUAUUACUUCUUCUUCCUUUAAUUCUGUUGCUUCAUUAAUUGAAACAUAUGCAGUAAAAUCAAACCCAGAAAAUCUUGUGACUUGGAGUCAAGACCCUGUAAAUGAAAUAAAUGGCAAUUUGACAACAGUGACUAUAACUUUAACUUUUAUUAUUCCAUUUAAAAAAUUUGAUUUGUUACUUUGUUUUGUUUCACAAAGUGAAAAUACUUUAGUUGUUGUUCCUUUAAAAGGGCUAACAUCUUUUGAUCUUCAAGCUAAACCAGAUGAUAUCGAAGAAUGUAAUGAUGGUAAUGAACACUUUAUUCUUGAAAAAAAAUUUACUGUAAGUAGAUUAAAACUAUUAAAAACACUUGACCAAGAUGUGGUAGAAUGUCAAAUCAUAGGGAAUGGACCAAAUGAAAAGAAGUUAUUUGAAAAACAAGUAAAAAUACAUCAGUCAUUACGUUGUGCACAAAUAUCUUCUUUUAUGUAUGCUAUUCCAGAAAGCAAUUCAUUAAUAUUUGAGCGUCCUCGAUAUUGGACAUUAACUAAUUACCUUACAACAAAUGAAGAAAUAAAUAGAACUUUAAUGUAUAAGUUUUGUCUUGAUGUGUCUAAAGCAAUGGAUUAUUUACAAGAGUCACAAAUAGUUCAUCGUGACCUUUCUACUGACAACGUUUUCGUAUUUUCUGUUAUCCCAACUGACUAUGUCAACUGUAAAUUAGGAAAUAUUUGUUGUUGUGAGAGAGUAAGUGAAUAUGGUAUUGACGCUACAGUAACUAAACCAAUUUAUUCAAACCAAGGAGAAAAUUUUAGAAUGCCUCCAGAAAUUACAUCUAAAGAUGCUUCUUAUACUUCUCAAUGCGACGUUUAUUCCUUUGGAAUUCUUGUUUUUCAUGUUUUAACUCAAUUAGUUAACACUAAUCCAAUUGGAGAAAGUGGUUGUGUUCUUCCUCAAUUUAUUCGUCAAAUACCUUCUGCAUUAGUAAACAUUAUUAACAAUUGUUGUUCAAUAAAUGUUAAUGAACGUCCUUCUUUUUCUGAAAUUGUUGAACGUUUAAAUAUCAUUUUACAGAACGCAACAACUGAAAAAACAAAUCAACGAAAAAAACAAAAAAUAGUUAAAUUCCCUUUUGUGUGA